AAUAAUAAAUUAGAAAAAGACAACAAAUUAAAUAGCGAAUUAAGUAAAGAUUAUAUUUCAAAUAAGUUGAAAGGUUUGUUUAUAUCAGAUAUUAUUGCACCAUGUUAUAUUGAAGAGUCUAAAAAAUAUGAAAUAUUUAGAAAAGAAAAAGAGAUAGAAUUUACUAUAAAUGAAACAAAUAAAAUAGAUAAAGUUAGAAUAAAGAAUAGUAUUAAAUCAUCAACUAAUAGCAAUAGUGAUGAAUCA
Messenger RNA from Racocetra fulgida, 246 nucleotides. Lineage: Eukaryota; Fungi; Glomeromycota; Glomeromycetes; Diversisporales; Gigasporaceae. The record is from the annotation of a GenBank genome assembly.